Molecule: messenger RNA, 657 nt
Organism: Ostreococcus lucimarinus CCE9901
Lineage: Eukaryota; Viridiplantae; Chlorophyta; Mamiellophyceae; Mamiellales; Bathycoccaceae
Exons: 1
Coding region: 1-657 (218 amino acids)
Biological process (GO): pseudouridine synthesis
Molecular function (GO): RNA binding; pseudouridine synthase activity
Source: RefSeq, a predicted model, not a curated record
AUGGAGAACGACGCGGAUGGAAAUCGAGUGGAGAAGACGCGGUUCACGCCGCGAUGGGACGGCGACGCGAGCUGCGAGGAUUGGUUGAACUUGAAGUAUCCGGGUAAGCACCAUCGGUUUUGUCAUCAGCUGGACACGGCGACGAGCGGAGUGGUGCUCACGGCGCACACGCGAGAAGCCGCGGGGAACGCGGCGAAAUUGUUUCGCGAUCGCCUGGCGAAGAAGAAGUAUUUAGCCGUCGUCUUCGGUUGGCCGAAGGAGGACGAAUGGACGGUGAACGCGAAACUCGGGAAAGAUCCGACGGACGUGAAGGGAUUUCGCGAACGCGUGGACGAAGAAAACGGAAAGGCGAGCGAGACGAGCUUUAAAGUGUUGCAACGCGGCUACUGCACGCUCGACGGCGCCAAUCGCGGCGUCGAGGUGAGUCGCUUGGAGUGCAGGCCCGUCACCGGUCGGCGACACCAGAUUCGUUUGCACUUGAUGCAUUCGGGGCAUCCAAUUUUGGGCGAUAUGGCGUACUCUGACGAUACCGAUUCGUAUAGGAUGUUCUUACACGCCCUCGAGCUCGUCAUGCCGUUUGAGGAGGAGACGUUGACAUUCGCGACGGAGCCGCCGGAAUCGUUCAACGACGUGAUGUCCGCCGAGCGGACGCACUAG